Messenger RNA from Eimeria mitis, 456 nucleotides. RefSeq lists its product as uncharacterized. Lineage: Eukaryota; Apicomplexa; Conoidasida; Eucoccidiorida; Eimeriidae. The record is from RefSeq and is a predicted model, not a curated record. The transcript has 2 exons. The coding region runs from base 1 to 456 and encodes 151 amino acids.
AUGCAGCAGGAGCUGCCUAUACACCUCACGCAGCCACCGCUCGUAAUCUCCCUGCUGCUGCAGCAGCAGGCCGGAAGGGGGGGAACUGGGCGGCUGCAGUGGGGAAGUGUAGGUACUGCGUGGCUGCUGUCAGCAGCAGCACAGAAGCAGCAACGGCAGCAGCAGCAGCAACAACAACAGCAGCAUCAACAGCUGCAGCAGCAGGAACUCCUGCUGCAGCAACUGCAGCAGCAGCUGCAGCAACAGCAGCGGCAGCAAGCCUCAGCAAACCACGCCGCUAGGAGGGGACACUGCAGCAACAGCAGCAGCAACAGCAGCAGCAACAGCAGCAGCAGCAGGAGCAGCACUCCGCGCCAUCGAAUGCAUCAUCAGCUUGAGCAGCAGCAGCAGCAACAGCAGCAGCAGCAGCAACAGCAGCAGCAGCAACAGCAGCAGCAGCAACAGCAGCACAAAUAA